GGUUCCAUCGUUACACUCCGGGCCUCAGGGUGUCGCAAUAAUUUGGUUUCUCAUUCUCUCUUUCCUGACGUUUCAAUAAUAACAAUGGCGGCCGCCAGAUGCACUUGGAAGUGCUGUGACGAGGAGAAAGAAGACGACAAUGUUGUUGUCUUACAGUUCUCAAAUGGUGACGUGAAGAGUACAGAUCAACUGGAUUUCAAAUAUUACAAGAAUGUCCUUGCAAGCAACCCAAGAAAAAGGAAUCGGCGUAUCCUGGUGGCGGAUUCGGACAGGCUGUCAUACGUAGGAAACAACUUCGGCACAGGAUCCUUGCGAUGCAACAGCAUGUGCAAGUACUAUGUGGGAGUCCUGGAUAAGUCAACCAUGCAGAUGGAGGUACACAGUGCUCAACUGUUCAACAUGCAGCCUCUCAUCCCAGGGGAGUCCAUGCCAGCGGAGGAUACUGACAUCAAGAAGACUUACAGACAUAAGGUGGAUUCCUUGAUUGAGGCAUUUGGAACAAACAAACAGAAGCGUGCUCUGAGCUCCCGUCGAAACAACCAGGUGGGCGAGGACUCCCUGCAGCAGGCCGUGGCCCAGGCGGCCAGCAACAUCAUUGAGCAGAAGGGCUUAGAAGUGCUGCAACAGGAGGUGGCGGAUUCAGAGGCCGUGGCGGACACAGCGCUGUACCUGCCUGUGUGUAACCCGGAGGCAGACACAGAGGAGGGGGUUUAUCCAUUUGAUGAGCUGCUUUCUGAUGUAGAGUAUGCUGCUCUGGAGUCCGUUGGAAAGAAGAUGUCUGAGCUCACCUCGGAGGACCUGCUCAGCAUGAGGGAGAAAGGCUGUCCCCAGACAGUGAUGCGGCUUUUGGAGGCAUUGCCAGAGGAUCCUGAGGCUCGUGACAGACAGGCGAGAUGUCUGUGGUACCUCUUCCUGCUCAUGAAACUAGCACAUCAGAAAUUCAUCUCCCGCAAAUUUGGUUCUGAGGAGGACUGUCCAAAGAUCAUCUUAAAUAAAGUGAUGAAGGCCUUUACAGUGGAAAGUUUCAGUCAUGGCAGGGUAAAAAACGUUGUGGCUUCCUCCAUGAAAGUAAAACUGGCCUCAUACUGUCUGGCUCUGCUUCUGCACAUAAACCACCAGACUGCCAAUCUCACACGACUGUAUCAGGACCUGGGCUUCUAUGACAGCAGGAUGGUGGAGGUGGCUAAGUCCAUGGGGCUGAAGUUGAGUAAAAUGCCCUCGGAAGGUGCGGACAAGGCUGGGUACGAUGAACACAGAAUCGCCACCCUGAAGCUCCCUCUCAUCAAGUACGACCGAUUUACACAGACAAGGAAACGCAAGAAAGUCCGAUAACAGCUUUCAUGGUCGAAGCUGCUCGAAGGAAACGGGACCGUAAGACGCGAAUGGAACACUCAUGUAUCGGUUUGUCUUGGAAGCAGAUGCCACUACCAGUUUGCUAGUUCACCUGCAAAUUUGAAACAUAAAUGUUGGCUUGUGAAAAUAUCAAACACGUAACGCUAGAUAGCCACCCCAAAAAUGUGUUUAUCGCUACCUUGUGAGAGAUGAAUCUGUCCAUUGCAUUGAGUAUAAAAGGACCAAUUGAACACCUA
Clupea harengus (Atlantic herring) is the source of this 1589-nucleotide messenger RNA. It is a transcript of the gene polr1e, whose product is annotated as RNA polymerase I subunit E. Lineage: Eukaryota; Metazoa; Chordata; Actinopteri; Clupeiformes; Clupeidae. The record is from RefSeq and is a predicted model, not a curated record. Gene Ontology annotation, molecular function: DNA binding. Gene Ontology annotation, biological process: DNA-templated transcription.